Branchiostoma floridae (Florida lancelet) is the source of this 1491-nucleotide messenger RNA. Its product is annotated as malignant fibrous histiocytoma-amplified sequence 1 homolog. Lineage: Eukaryota; Metazoa; Chordata; Leptocardii; Amphioxiformes; Branchiostomatidae. The record is from RefSeq and is a predicted model, not a curated record. Bases 1 to 1491 code for a protein of 496 amino acids. The transcript is spliced from 3 exons.
AUGACGUUCGUUUAUCUAGUGGGAACCCACGCUGACAGGUUGACCGCGGGACAGAUAGAAGGGAAGACCCGAGACAUCAAAGAUCGUGUGGUGAAGUACAUUGAAGAAAGAAGGAAGCACCUGCACUCGCAGAUUGAGGAGGUAGAAACACAGCUUGUCAAAGCAAGGGACGAGGCAGAGUAUGUCAUGAGGCCUUAUGCAAGCAGAAAACUAGAGCAACUACAGCGCAAGGUAGAAAAGCUUCGGUGCAAAUUGGAUAGUGGUCUGAAGUUUGUGAAGAAUGGUGACGUGGCAGUAGUGAGUUCUAAAGACAUGUCCGGCAUCAGCGACUUGAAAACAGAUGUAUUCAAAAUCUCAGUCGACAAGGAUCUGUUCCCGAGCGCUCAUUCUACCCUGCCCAGGUCAUGGAUCAACAUGGAGAAACUGCUUAAGUUAGAAGGGGAGAAGUCCAGCAAUAUCAGCCUCUCGUGGGAGGAGUGUGUGCAUCUCGGGUCAAAGCUUGAUCUAGAUUCGAACGGAAUGGAAGCUGUGAUGGGCUACCUUCACAAAACCGGCUCCGUCCUACACUACAGGGGCGACGUCCUCCAGAACGUUGUGUUUCCUGACCCUACUCAACUCAUCACGCUUCUCAAGUUGAUUUUUGACCACGACCAAGAACGCCUUCUUGGCGCCUUAAGACAGAACUCUAAACUGUCGGCGGAGGAUUUCAGCAUCGUGAAGAACAAUUUCGUACGUCGCGCAAUUCUACCGAAGGGUGUACUCCUCAAACAUUUUAGUAAGAACAAAACAACGACAGAUGACUUCGAGACCACCAUCAAGGUGCUGGAGAUAUUUGGUAUCACCCAUGUCGUGCCGUCACCGCCCAAGGGUACCGCUGGAACCGCCUUUCUGACGCCGGGAGAGGUGUACUACAGGUUCCCUUGGUUCUUGCCGAAGUCGCCCGGCACGCCGCCGCACGUGAAGCGAUGCUGGCCGACACGAGUGCCCACCGAAAUGGAACAGAUUGGAGUAGAGUUCAGCAUAGAAGGGAAGGAACCGACCGGUCUGUUUGAAAGACUGUGUGCUCAACUUCCACCACAUUUGUGUCCAGGAAACGACUGGUCAGACGGCACCCUGUCUUACCUUGGAGAACAGCCCGUCUUGGUCCGUCGAAAAACGAUCGACAAUGGAGUGAAGAUCAUGAUUUCAGGACGCGCUGUCUCAGACAAGAUUGACGACAUGUGGCUGUACGCCAUCAUACCGAUUGUGGAGAAAACAAAGCUCCUGCUGAAGGAAUGGUCUCGCUCCUGUUGGACAUGCAGUAUUCCAUGCCCACAUUGUACCAAGGCCGGUCUGAAGCGGCUCGGUUAUUUCAGUGCUGGCCUGCUAUGGGAGGAGAGACCCGACAAGCCAGCUAAGUUACAGUGUCCGAGACCGCGAGAUCGCUCCAGCAAAGCUACCCCGGCGUCUCUGAUGACUAUGUUGGUCUACCCACCUAAAGCAGUCAUCUAA